Messenger RNA from Hyla sarda, 3263 nucleotides. It is a transcript of the gene ENTPD2, whose product is annotated as ectonucleoside triphosphate diphosphohydrolase 2. NCBI's taxonomy places the organism in Eukaryota, Metazoa, Chordata, Amphibia, Anura, Hylidae. The record is from RefSeq and is a predicted model, not a curated record. Gene Ontology annotation, cellular component: plasma membrane. The transcript is spliced from 9 exons. Gene Ontology annotation, biological process: nucleoside diphosphate catabolic process. Gene Ontology annotation, molecular function: GDP phosphatase activity; UDP phosphatase activity. Bases 43 to 1548 code for a protein of 501 amino acids.
UUGUAAGAGCUGAAGGGACCAGCCCGCUCACAGCUGUUAGAGAUGGCCAAGAAGCUGCUGGCUGUUGUUCUACCCAUUCUCCUCUGCCUCAUUGGGGUGAUAGGGAUCCUGCUGCUGGCCCUGCCUGCAAAGGACAUCAAUGAACCCCCCAAAUAUAAGUACGGUAUUGUAUUGGACGCAGGCUCCUCCCACACGGCACUAUUUAUUUACAAGUGGCCAGCAGAUAAAGAGAAUGACACUGGCAUUGUGAGUGAACACAGCAUGUGCGAUGUACACGGUCCGGGGAUAUCCAGCUAUUGGCAGAAUCCACCUGAUGCAGGAAAGAGCUUAGAGAAAUGUCUGGACCAGGCGACCACGGACAUUCCCACCAGCCGACAUUCCAUCACUCCCCUAUACCUAGGAGCAACAGCCGGGAUGAGACUGCUCAACUGGACCAAUCCAGACGCCUCGGACAAAGUCCUAGAAGCUGUCAGCAGUACACUGAAGUCCUAUCCCUUUGAAUUCCGAGGGGCCAGGAUCCUGUCGGGUCAGGAUGAGGGGGUGUUCGGCUGGGUCACAGCCAACUAUCUCAUGGAGAACUUCAUCAAGUACAGCUGGAUUGGGCGCUGGUUCCAGCCAAGGAAGGGGACUCUGGGAGCCAUGGAUCUUGGUGGAGCCUCCACACAAAUUACCUUUGAAACCUCGGACAAGAUCGACAACCCUGAGAAUGAAGUGAACCUGCGUCUGUAUGGCCAGUCCUAUCGGGUGUACACCCACAGCUUUCUAUGCUAUGGCCGCGACCAGAUCCUCAAGAGGGUUCUGUCCAAAGUGCUGAAGGGACAAGGCUAUGCAGAGACUGUUAAGAAUCCAUGCUGGCCCACUAAUUUUAAUAAGACGAUAACAUUUGGGGAAGUGUAUGAGAGCCCCUGUACGGCGGGCGAGAGGCCUCCUAACUAUGAUCCUUCAAAGACCUUUGUGAUGAGCGGCAGUGGGAAUGGAGACCAGUGCCGGGCACAUGUGGAUAGCCUCUUCCAGUUCUCGGACUGUCCAUUCGCCUCCUGUUCCUUUGACCGAGUCUUUCAACCCCAAGUGACUGGGAACUUCAUUGCGUUUGCAGCUUUUUAUUACACCGUUGACUUCAUAAAAUCCGUGAUGAAGAUGCCGGUCGACUCGCUAGACGAUCUGCGGACGGCCACCGAUGCCAUCUGCUCCUCCAGUUUCAAUGAUCUUUCCUCCAAAGCUCCGAAGUUUGUGCAAAAACAUCUCUCUGGCUACUGCACCACUGCUAACUUCAUCUACCUGCUGACCAGCAAAGGCUACAAGUUUGACAAUGAAACGUUCCCCAACAUUCUUUUCCAGCGGAAGGCUGCUGACACCUCCAUUGGCUGGGCCCUUGGAUACAUGCUAAACCUUACCAACAUGAUACCGGCAGAAGAAGGUUCUGUUCUUAAAGCCACCACCUUUAGUUCCUGGGCCGCCCUCAUCUUCCUCUUUGUGGCCAUCAUUCUUGUGGGUCUGAUUAUCCUUUUCGGCACCUUUAGGUCCAGUAAACAGCAGCAAACCAUAUGACUGGAGACGACCAUGGAUGGGACAAGUCUUAGAGUCCCUUUGCCUAAUGAAGAGGAUUGUACAAUUUAAUUCAGAUUGCCCCAUAAUCCUCAUGGGGCUUGUGACAUUUUCAUACAGUAUGAAGCUCGGGCAUGAAAGGUGACAAUGGAUUGGAUGUUUAUACUGUAUACUAUACACGGAAGAUCCCUGAUAACUGUAUUGUCAUGAUGAAAGCUAGUGUUUGAUUGACAUUUUCUAUGUACAUAUAUUUCCUUCCUUCCAUAUGGUAAAACAUUUUCUAUUUAAAUUCCUACAGCUUCAAACAGGUCUACCCCACAAUAUAUGGUGUUGCUGAUGGCAACUGAUCAAAUGCUUGGAAAGCUACGCUAGGAAUUUGAUCAGCCAUCAAGGACAAACGCCAUUGUUUUUUUUCUUUUUCAUGGCACCAAUAUCUGUACAUUUGUUGUGUGAUACAAUUAUAUAGAUUGUAGCUCUUUUUAUUUCUUAUAGCAGUAUGACUGCUUUCAGUUCAGGGCUGAUGUUUCUGGCCUUGUAUAGGCUCGCACAUUCCCUCACUUUCAUUUUCUUUAGGCUUAUGAUAUUGACUACAAGUUGGUGCUUGCAAUUUGCAUUACUUCUUUUGAUGCAAAAAAUUUAAAUAGAAACAAUAAAAAAUAGCAACGGGGACCAUCAGCUGGAAGUCCCUGCUGCUGAAGCCUACAAUGUGCAACAAGUGCACACCAUUGUAGAUGCAUCCUAUUUGCCAUAUAUACACGUUUCCUUAUCCUGUUUAAUCCACCACUUGCUAUAUCCUCAUGUCAUGGCCACAUGGUGUAAGUGCAUGCCUCCUUUUUUUUCCUCUCCAAAAAUAUUUAAGGGGCAAUGCCAGCAAAUAAAAUCUCCUCCCCAUAUAGAUUCCUAUUCUUGUCUAUAGGGAGAUGAUUUUAGUGUGACUUAGAGUAAUUUAUAGUCAUGGCUAUGAUUAUUAAGGAUCUGACUAGUGGAAGGGCAUGCUGUGUGCUUGUGACAAUCUUAGGACCUCAAGCCAAAUCCCGAGCAGAUGCCUCAUCUAUAAAACAUGUUGUUAAGCAAUGUACAUAUGCAGGGCUCAAGUCCUGCAGGAACAUGUGGGAACUGAGUUCCUGCACUUUUUCCACAGCAGGAAAACCGUUCCCAUUAUUAGUCCUGCGGCACCAGCCCUUGAGUGCAAGGUUUUCCACCCUUUUUUCCCCCAGGAAUUGACCCCUGUAUAUAUGUAUACUUGGUAUUGUAAUCUGCCCCAGGCCUUAGUGCUAUUAUGGAGGUAACUGUGAACUCUAGGCCACACAUGGACUGAAUGUAUACACUUUACAUAUUGUAAGAGGUUUACUGCACUAUUAUAGAGAGAGUAUAACAUUAUAUAGAAGAUGAAGUUUUUAUGUAUUGAAAAUGAAGUUGGAUUACUUCUGUGGAGCACUGCCACCUACAGUAGUAUUGCAGAACUACACCCAAUUAUGUGCAUGGGUUUUAAAUGACGCAACCGUCCGAGCAGUAACAUCAAUGCAGCCUUUUAACAAGACUGUGUGCCCAAUUUCUUCUUAUUUUGGCUGUGGGUGGUGAAAACAACCAGUGGUUGCUGAAAACUGCUUUUAUUUCAGGUUUUCCUCCCAGGUGAUUUAUAAGUGUUAUAAGAGUCGGGCAUGAGCAGUGUUAUAAGUACUGGUUGUUUUUGUAUGGCAUUAAAGGUCAUAAACUUG